AUGCCAAAUCUACCAAGUAUUCUGAUCCCACCAGAAACACCAAGAGCCAAAGCUAAGGACUCUAAUGCAUCAAACUUAGGAAGUGUUAAUCGAAACAUUUUAACUCCUUCUUUCUCAUUUGGCUUGAACUUCCUGCCGUCGUUCAAUUUCAACUCACCUUCAAUCCAAGCAAUAUCACCAGGAAAUUUUUUGCAUAUUUCCAACAGCUUCAACAAGGCAAUUAACAGAACACCUAUAACAUCAGCUUCACUGGCAUUAGUGCCACCUUCCACAGGUAAAAAACACAAUCGAUUUCUUGAGGCUCUAACAAGAUCUUCCCAGCAAGAUGACGAAAACAAUAAAGAAGAAGACAAUGUUUCAGACAAAGAAAACAACGACGAAAUUUGGUCUACAAUAAACACGUCUCAGGCGCAACAUAAUUCAACAAACCAAACUUCAAUGUACGAGGACGAAAAUGACCAUGAAAAAGAUAAUUCCUUCUUGCGUCCAAACAAAUUGGAGCUUAAAAAAAUUGAAGAGAAUAAGAAAUCGCCUAGCUUGGAUAGAGCUGCUGAUAUAUCACCGAAAACAACUAGUGACAAUCAUGUGGUUAAAAAGAGAAAGUUAUCUACUGAUCAUGGUGUUACUGACUCCCCAAACAAUUCUGUUGCUUCAAAGAUAGACUCAACGAUGCAAUCACCAACAAACUAUCGGAAGCAAAGUGUUGCUUAUUCGACAAAAUCUAAUUCAAGCUCGGCUACUAAUGCCGAUGAUAAGGUUUGGUGGCCAGAACUAGAUGAUGUGUUAAUCAAGUCCUUGUAUAAAUACAAGAAAUUUAAAGAAGAUCAGGACUCCUUCGAUGCAUCAUCAAUUCUAAAAAAGACAUCACAGAAUAAGAUUAUAUCAAGGAUGUUGUUGAACAAAACUGGUGUUUUGAGAACUACAAAGCAAAUAUCAUCCCGUAUUUUCCGCUUAUCCAAAUCCGGAAAGUUGGUUAAAGAGACCAAAACCCCACAAACUGGAAGCUUUGGGAACAACGACCUAGAUAGUAUAUUGCUGACUCCCUUGCGAAGCCUAGUGAAUGCACGAGGGUCAAUUGAUUCCAUAAAACUCAAUACGGUCAUUGAUGAAGAAUUAGAUAUGUUGUUGGGCACAUCACCGAUAAAUGACGAGUUUGAUGAUACUCUGUAUAAAUUGGAAAUAAGAGACUUUAGAUUAAGUUUUAGAAGUGUCCAUGAUCAUCAUAUAUUCACCAAUUUGGUGUCCAUUGAUGUUAAUAAAUCAUUAUCUGUUCCAAUAGAAGAGGCCAUAAGAAUGAAGCUUGAGCUGAAAAAAGUACCUGCUUGGAUCAUCAAUCAUGACUUGAAUUUGAAUUGCCAUCACAUUGCCAGUUCUACACCAUGUUCUACUGCUACAGCAUCUCACCAAUUCCAACAACUGCAUUUAAAUCUAACCGGAGGCAAUUUUGAAUCUCAUAUGACAUUAGAUGUUUCAUGUGGAGAGAAAUCUCAGAGAAUGCUUAGCUGGAGGAGCUAUAUUGUUGUGUACAAGAAAGGAAGUAAACUUCUCGAAGUAGUUGAUGUUAUCAAUGGAUAUUUUAGCGAGUCUUCCAAAUCUUAUACUUUACAGAUCCCGUUUUUGAAGAAUUUUUUCCUUGGUUAUAUAACUUAUUUGGCAAAUGGUGCCGCAAUAACCCCAGAUGAGAAUUUGAAGAUAGUGCAAAUAAUCUACAGUAAUCCCAAAAGUGGCGCAAUGGAAUUUGAUUUGGAUGAAUCAACAGUGCGGGCUUAUAUUAUCCAUGAACUCAAUAUGGCAGGCACAUCAGGAAGUUCUAAAAUAAAUAUUGUUGAUGUUCAUAGCAAACACCAAUCUGCAUUAAAACAAGAGCAUGCUGAUAUUGAUGACAAUGAAACUGUUCUUGCGGAUUCGUCACCAUUUAAACUUUCGCCAAAUUCUUCAAGAAAUUGGGAUACGCCAAGUAAGUCACGAUUACGAAUCGAUGCAAAAAAGGCUAACGUUGAUGGUGGAGCCAUUGCAGGUCCAUUGACUGCUCCCAUUUACAAUGCCGAACUCUUGAACAAAAAAAUGCUUGACGAGCAAGAGAAAUUGAAGUCUAAUUUACAAAAAGACCAAGUAAGACCUCCUUUGAUGCAUUCACAAUCGGUUUGCAACGUUAAUUUAAGUACACAACGGGGUAAUUCAUCACCGGAAAUGGCAAAUAACUCAACAUUGGCCUUUUCAACACCAAUGACAAAUAGACAGGCUCCUAUUCAAAACAGUCUAGUACCAAGCAGCAACUUUACACCAUAUCAAAUUGCCCAAAAGCUGUUUAUUGCCAGAACACUACUGGAACUGCAGUUGCAGCUGCAAGUUGAUAUUCAAGAACAGCUGAAUACUCAGAGUCUUCCUCCUCAACAACUUGAAGGAAUGGUUAAUCCUCAGAUUCAUUACGUACAAACACAAAUGCCCCUGCAAGCUUCAACAGGAGUCGCCAUUGCUCUUCCUCCUCAAGUACAAAAUCAAUUACCGCAACAAAUAGUCCACCACAUCCCCCUUCAAAACUUGGGUCAGACAGGGAGUAUCCUGCAACAGUCAUUUCCUCUAGUAACUAACAAUAAUGUUAUCACUCCUGAUAACAAUUUUAUGAGACAGCAAUGGCAACAGCAAAUGUACUUCCAACAAGUUGCCCAACAACAAUUCCAGAAUAAUGGUUUCCAUAUGAGUACAGUGUCAGGGAAAGUACAACUGACAAAACAUAAUCUGAAAAUGGUAAAGCAUCCAAGCAAUCCAUCAUCUAGCCAACAGAAUGUACACAAUAAGGAGAAUAUCAAACCAAGACAAAUUACAUUCGGGCCAAUACUAGGACAUGAUCCUUCUCGAGACUUGAAGACUAUAAAGAAACAGAACACCAAGAAUAACGGUAUUGUUCAAUGUUUUCCUGCUAACACACAAAUCAUGUAUAAACCUAAAAAGUAG
Messenger RNA from Candida dubliniensis CD36, 2955 nucleotides. RefSeq lists its product as uncharacterized. The record is from RefSeq and is a predicted model, not a curated record. Gene Ontology annotation, biological process: regulation of DNA-templated transcription. NCBI's taxonomy places the organism in Eukaryota, Fungi, Ascomycota, Pichiomycetes, Serinales, Debaryomycetaceae. The transcript has a single exon. Gene Ontology annotation, molecular function: DNA-binding transcription factor activity. Bases 1 to 2955 code for a protein of 984 amino acids.